This is a messenger RNA of Alternaria ventricosa, 1317 nucleotides long. RefSeq names its product Suppressor of the cold-sensitive snRNP biogenesis mutant brr1-1 (gene SUB2). NCBI's taxonomy places the organism in Eukaryota, Fungi, Ascomycota, Dothideomycetes, Pleosporales, Pleosporaceae. The record is from RefSeq and is a predicted model, not a curated record. Gene Ontology annotation, biological process: mRNA splicing, via spliceosome; mRNA export from nucleus. The transcript is spliced from 4 exons. The coding region runs from base 1 to 1317 and encodes 438 amino acids. Gene Ontology annotation, molecular function: RNA helicase activity; ATP binding; RNA binding.
AUGUCUCACGAGGAAGAUCUCAUCGACUACUCCGACGAGGAGAUCCAGACGACUGAUGCGCCCGCCAACGGCAGCGCAGCUGCAAGCAAGGGCGGCGUCACCGCCGGUGAUGCUGCAGGCGACAAGAAGGGCAGCUACGUCGGCAUCCACUCGACCGGUUUCCGCGACUUCUUGCUCAAGGACGAGCUCGUACGAGCAAUCACGGACUGUGGCUUCGAACAUCCUUCCGAGGUCCAGCAAGUUACCAUUCCCCAGGCCAUCCUAGGAAACGAUGUCCUCUGCCAGGCCAAGUCUGGUCUCGGAAAGACUGCCGUCUUCGUUCUCGCAACCCUUCAGCAGAUGGACGAGAAGCCCGAGCCCGGUACCGCCACUAUCCUGGUCAUGUGCCACACUCGCGAGUUGGCCUACCAGAUCCGCAACGAGUACAACCGCUUCGCCAAGUUCUUGCCUGACGUCAAGGUUGGUGUCUUCUACGGAGGAACUCCCGUUCAGAAGGACAUCGAGCUCCUUAGCAACAAGGACACUCACCCUCACAUCAUCGUCGGUACUCCCGGUCGUAUCAACGCCCUCGUCCGCGAUAGGCAUCUCCGCCUCGCCAACCUGAAGCACUUCGUCCUCGAUGAGUGCGACAAGAUGUUGGACCAGCCCGACAUGCGCAACGACGUUCAAGCCAUCUUCCGCGCUACACCCCAGCACAAGCAGGUGAUGAUGUUCUCCGCCACCCUCAACAAGGAGGUGCGCGUUGUUUGCAAGAAGUUCAUGCAGAACCCGCUCGAGAUCUACGUCGAUGACGAGAAGAAGUUGACGCUUCACGGUCUCCAGCAGUACUACAUGAAGCUUGACGAGAAGGAGAAGAACCGCAAGCUUAACGACCUUCUCGACAGCUUGGAGUUCAACCAGGUCAUCAUCUUCGUUCGCUCCACUCUGCGCUGCUCCGAGCUCGACAAGCUUCUCCGCGAGUGCAACUUCCCCAGCACUGCUGUUCACUCUGGCAUCAGCCAAGAAGAGCGUAUCAAGCGCUACAAGGAGUUCAAGGAGUUCCAGACCCGUAUCUGUGUCUCCACCGACAUCUUCGGUCGUGGUAUCGACGUCGAGCGCAUCAACGUGGCCAUCAACUACGACAUGCCCGACAAGGCCGAUGCCUACCUCCACCGCGUCGGUCGUGCCGGUCGUUUCGGAACCAAGGGUCUCAGUAUCUCGUUUGUGAGCAGCCCAGACGACGAGGCUGUCCUCAAGUCGAUCGAAGAGCGCUUCCAGGUCGAGCUUCCUGAGUUCCCCGAGGAUGGUAUCAACUCGUCCACCUACAUGGACAACUAA